Penaeus chinensis is the source of this 2669-nucleotide messenger RNA. Its product is annotated as troponin C, isotype gamma-like. NCBI's taxonomy places the organism in Eukaryota, Metazoa, Arthropoda, Malacostraca, Decapoda, Penaeidae. The transcript has 5 exons. The coding region runs from base 1354 to 1863 and encodes 169 amino acids. The record is from RefSeq and is a predicted model, not a curated record. Gene Ontology annotation, molecular function: enzyme regulator activity; calcium ion binding.
UGCGAAAAAAAAAACAACAAAACAACAACAGGGAAAAGGGAAGGGAAGGGAGGAAGGAGAGAAGGGGCGAGAGAAAAGGAGAGAAACGAGCAAAAUAAGAGGAGAAAAGGGAAACGGAUCGUGGGCGCUCGGAACGCGGGCGCGCAUACCGCCGCGUGCGCCGCCCUGCCAUGUGCAGCGAGAUAAGGGUGUCAGCUUGAGGUGUGGCGCAUGACUCGUAUUUCCACCUGUAUCUGAUUAAAUCGAAAGGUGCAAGAAAAAAAGACAAAGUUAUGUAAAUGGAGGAGGAAGAAAAACAAGAGGAGGAGGAGGAAGAAGAAGAAGAAGAAGAAGAUGGCGUAGCAUGUAAGACCCUCAACGGCAUCAGCUGAUCCACGUUUCCUCCGCCACAAAAACGAGUCCCAAAUGGCCCUUAUCGAAACAUUUUAAUGCGACUGUCAGAAAGGCGGAGGAACACCAUAUGACACGGAGAAAUAAUUUCAGAGCCGUAUUUACCUCGCGGCGAAGAAAUUACAAGAAAAAAUAAAAAAAAUAAAUACAAAUUAUAAAUAAAAUAGGUCCGUGAAAUAAAUGAACUUUAAGACCAGCAGUGGCGCAAAACACAUGAACUUUGAUGCAAAUCAGAAUUGUACGUAAUGUUUCCGCUCUCGCUUCAGCCUUCGUCCGGGACGUAAAAAUACUUCGCGAGCUUUUACAUGACGCCUUGGCAUUUGGCGUUUCUUUUUAAUCUCAACUUUUCUACAACUGAAAUAUGUUUUCGAUGUUCUAUUCGUAUUUUUCCUAUUUUCCGUAUUUUUAGAAGAUCAUAUAUUUAAGUUUGCUUUGCUAUUUUUGUUUUCAUCUUCGUAUUUUCAAUAUAGGGAUGCAAGUCAUCACACUCACACACAUACACACACACACACACACACACACACACACAUACACACAGACACACACACAUUAUUUGAAAUACAUUAGAAUGAAAUACAAACUUUAACCAAAAAACAAAGACAUUUUCAAUUCACGACUGAAAUACCAACAACGCAACUCGCCUUUCCCAACGCCAGACUUCCUUCCCAGCUCCAAAGACACGCAUUAGCAGGUCAUUUUUCACCUCUUGAAACGCAAGUAAUUACGACAUUUUCUCUUGAGGUUAAUGCGUUUUCUCUUCCCCUCUUAUCUUUCAUACGGGCAUCCACUUCUCGUUUAUAUAAUGUCUAGAAAUCCAAUCCAAGCAUUUACGGCAUUUUCCUUUCUGUGUGACAUUUUCUCUAAUCCCAUUGAUAUAGGAAUCAAAUUUCUAUUUGCAUACAAUCUAGAUUUAAGACCUUAUUCUCUUCCCUUCUAUCUUGUAAACCAUUAUGUGGUUUAUACAUGACGCAGAAACCCGCGAAGACGCCUUUUGUCUCGUAUUUCCAGGAGGAAAUGGAGUUGCCGCCGAUCGACCCCGAGCAGAUGGCCGUCCUGAAGCGCGCCUUCGACAGCUUCGACUCGGACAAGAAGGGCGCCAUCUCGACGGACACGGUGGGCGUGGUGCUGCGCAUGAUGGGCCAGACCGUCAACAGACAGAUCCUCAACCAGAUCAUCGAGGAGGUCGACGUGGACGGAUCCGGCGAGCUGGAGUUCAACGAGUUCUGCCUCCUGGCCACCAAGUUCAUGAACGAGGAGGAUGAGGAGGAGCUCAAGAAGGAGCUCUACGAAGCCUUCAGAUUAUACGACAAGGACGGCCAGGGCUUCAUCCCGACGGGCGUCCUGCGCGAGAUCCUGCACGAGCUGGACGACAAGCUCACAGACGAGGAACUCGACGGCAUCAUCGACGAGAUCGACCAGGACGGAUCCGGCACCGUCGACUUCGAUGAGUUUAUGGACAUGAUGACGGGAUAAGAAGCUCUGGACAAGAUUCGUCAUGCUAAUUUCACGACGGCAUCAUACGUCAUCCCAAUAUCAUGACGUCAUCACGUCAUCCAAAUAUCACUACGUCAUCCAGCUAUCUUGACGUCACCUAAAAAUCUCUGACGCCAUCACUACGUCAUCCCAAAAGUUUUGACGUCAUCCCCACGUCACCAAACAGCCCGGCAGCAGCGUCCGCCUCGCGAAACACCGGCCAAGGAGUGACCUUUUACCAUCUCUUUUAUGUCCCAUGGACUCGACUUCCUCUAAUUGGGAACCAACCGAAAUAUCAACAAAAGAAUAAAAGAAACCUUGACACAUUCUAGACCUCUGCAUUCACUUUAUUCAUGAGAACAUCUGCGUUCAAACUGCACUAGGCGUGUGCCUCUUCUUCAACGGGAAAGAGACAAGAGAACAGUGGAAUAACAGCCCAGCAAAAUCAUAACGAGAAAACCUCCCUCCCUCCUUAAGUUCUAGUACAAAGAGUCCAUAAGAUAUACACUGUGAUUAAAUCGUUGACGAAUAUUUUAUAAUUUUAUACACAUCUAACUUUAAGUUGCUAAGGUUCAAUAUAUUCAACUUUAUUUUGCUUGUUAUCUUGAUUGAGGCUUUAAUGCGCGUAGAGCUUUGUUCUGUCCUUUGUUACAGCUGUUCUCCCCCUCCCCCCUUCACCCCCUCCACUCCACUCCCUCCUUCCCCCCUCCCCCUCUGUAGUGACGCCAUGCCUGUUCCAUCUUGCGUACGUGUUGACAUGUUAACUUAAGGUUCUUGUAAAAAAAUAAAGGGAAAUUUGUAUAAAA